Messenger RNA from Liolophura sinensis, 1837 nucleotides. RefSeq names its product CCA tRNA nucleotidyltransferase 1, mitochondrial-like. Gene Ontology annotation, cellular component: mitochondrion. Gene Ontology annotation, molecular function: nucleotidyltransferase activity; tRNA binding. NCBI's taxonomy places the organism in Eukaryota, Metazoa, Mollusca, Polyplacophora, Chitonida, Chitonidae. The record is from RefSeq and is a predicted model, not a curated record. Gene Ontology annotation, biological process: mitochondrial tRNA 3'-end processing; tRNA 3'-terminal CCA addition. The coding region runs from base 154 to 1536 and encodes 460 amino acids. The transcript is spliced from 8 exons.
GGUGCAUGUUUUUUAUAUCGUGUGAUGUGUGUUGCAAUCGCUAGAUGAAAUGUCGUACAUUAAUUGAAAGCAGUUCAGUUACACGGUGCUCUUUCCUUUCACGCUGCAGCCUCAGCCUUUUGACCUGUAAGUCCUAAUUCUAGCAGUCUGUUGAUGAGGACAAUUAGGGGAUUGCAUCAGUGCCUGGCCCAGCUGUGUAACAGACAUGGUGCAAUACUUGACAACCAUUGUCGGAUAUUACCUGGCCUAAGACUCAGUUCUUUCACAUCUACCAGGCAAAGGCGAUUAGGUCAGCUGGUCACUAUGAAGCUUGAUACGCCCCAGUUCCACAGCCUCUUCACUCCGGAGCUCAAGCGCUUGGUCACCUUGUUUGGGAAGUAUGAGUACGAGCUGAGGAUUGCUGGUGGGGCAGUACGUGAUCUCAUUAUGGGUUCUCUCCCUUCUGAUGUGGACUUUGCAACAACAGCGACACCAGAUCAGAUGAAGACAAUGUUUGAGAAAGAGCAAAUUCGCAUGAUUAACACAAGGGGAGAGAAGCAUGGUACAAUCACUGCUCGUAUUAAUGACAAGGAAAAUUUUGAGGUCACAACCCUACGGAUUGAUGUUGAGACUGACGGUCGUCAUGCCAAGGUGGAAUUUACCACAGACUGGCAGCUGGAUGCCAACAGACGAGACCUGACAAUAAAUGCUAUGUUUUUAGGUUUUGAUGGCACCAUAUAUGAUUAUUUUAAUGGAAAAGAAGAUUUGGAUAAGAAAAGAGUUCGCUUUGUAGGAGAUGCCAGUGAAAGGAUCAAAGAAGAUUACUUGAGAAUUUUGAGAUAUUUUCGAUUUUGUGGGAGGAUAUGCGAGGGUGAAAUCACCCAUGAAGAUGAGGCAAUUAGCGCUAUCCGUGAAAACACUGAUGGACUUGCAGGUAUUUCAGGAGAGAGGAUCUGGGUAGAGCUGAAGAAGAUAGUAUGUGGGAGGGAGGCUGGCAGUCUGGUGAAGGUCAUGAUGGAUGUAGGCAUGGCACCUUACAUAGGUUUACCUGAGUCACCCCAGGUGUCAGAGUUCCAAAAGGUUUGGAGAAGAUGUCAGGCACUCAGUCCUCAGCCCAUGACCCUGAUGUCUGCCUUAUUGCACAAUGAACAGGAGGUAUAUAAGCUAAACGAGAGAUUGAAAAUGUCAACAGAUGAGCUGAAGUUAGGGUUGUUCAUUGUUCAGCACAGACUUGAAUGCUUUGACCCGGAUCCUCUGAGGGCAGCUCAGAACCUCAUGGUUGACACCGCUGGCAAGGACACUAAGGUCAAGGACAGAAUAUGUGAACUCUUCAAAUAUAAAGGCGAUGCGGAAAUGCUGAAAACUUUCUCCACCUGGACCAUGCCAAAGUUCCCCGUUACAGGUUACGAUCUGGUCGCAGCCAAAGUGCCAAAAGGACCAGUGUUUGCUAAAACACUAAAUGAAUUACGGCAGUUGUGGAAAGAAAGUAACUUUUCACUGUGUAAAGAGGACUUGUUGUCACAUGUUAAUGACAUUGUUGAGAAGAUGAAAACAUGAGUUGUCAGAAACUUGAGUGUUUUCAUGUUUUGAUUGAAUACUGUACUAUCAAACUGUUUUCAGUGGUUGGCUCAGUAGUAUGAUUGAUAAAGUGAGGUGCACCACAAAGGUCUUGCAUGGCACCCACUCUUUACCAAGUAAACAUAUCCAAGCUUGUAAACUGUGUGAGGUUGAAAAUGAUUUGAUUGUUGGUUUAUACUGGAUAUACUGUAGAUUGUUUCACUUUAUGCUUCACAGUGGUCAUAGGUUCCCCCCGGCCACUGCCUGGUUUCCUCGCACCAUGAUGCUGGCCACUGUCAUA